AUGCCCCGCACCCUCCACGCCACCCUGGCCGUGCUCUACUCCGCCACGGCCGAAGUACACACGCCCCGCGCGACGCGCGGCAGUAUCCCCGGCGCGUCGAGCGCCGAGUUCCAGCUUGCCGGCGACCAAGUGGCCGGGACAUGUGUGAACCACUAUGCGAACACGGAGUUUGCUGGCAUAGGCGUUUUCAGCGGCGCGAUCGCGGAUCGCACCGGCGAGAUCAGCUACGCCGUCACCGGCAACUGCGCGCACGACGUCGUGACGGCCGACUGGCGCUUCCUGCCGGCCACAGCGAGCGGCGGGCUGGUAGGCAUGAACGGGUCGGCGCGGUAUGUUGCCCGCUUGAAGGGCGGCACUGGGGGGAUCACGCUCGUGCCUGAUGUCGACGGUGUGUGA
Messenger RNA from Vanrija pseudolonga, 396 nucleotides. RefSeq lists its product as uncharacterized. The record is from RefSeq and is a predicted model, not a curated record. Bases 1 to 396 code for a protein of 131 amino acids. The transcript is spliced from 5 exons. NCBI's taxonomy places the organism in Eukaryota, Fungi, Basidiomycota, Tremellomycetes, Trichosporonales, Trichosporonaceae.